GGGAUAUACGUCUCAGGAUACAGGAAAUACGGUAACAGCGAAACCAGGAGGAAGCCAGCCCCGUGCCUGGAGGGGAUCCGCCAUCUCAGAUCUCGGCCUUGCCAGGGCCCACCAGAGAAAACUAACGCUCUGGUCCUGUCAUACCUAUGGGGGACCAACCUUGUGCCUCCGGGAGAUCCACGCUCCCACCAGGAAAUACGCGGGAACCCAAGCCUCCAAAAAAGCGCUGUGUCCUGGCUCCGCGGUGGGAUUAUCCCGAAGGGACUCCCAGUGGAGGUAGUAGCACUCUCCCCUCGGCGCCUCCUCCUGCAUCUGCUGGACUCAAGUCGCACCCUCCUCCUCCGGAGAAGUAGUGAAAUAGAUUUUUUUCCCAGCCGAAAUCAGUUUGUGAGGGACUGCAGUAUGGCUUCAUUUCCUUGGUGCGUUUGUAAAAUAGUUCACCCAUUGAAGACCAUGAAGGUUCUUUCCAAUGCUGCCCUGCUUUUGCUGGUGUCUUGCUCCUGGAAGUUGUGAUGCUAAAGGCUCAUCUUAUAUUUUCUACCCCAUUGACCAUUUCUCUAUUUGACUGUGCCACUUGGAGACCGUAUUUACAAACUGAGUAUUAUGAUGUAAUGACUGUGAUUUCACCUCCAGAAUUUGGAUGACUCUAGGACAUUGGCAAGAUCAGGUGGUAGACUUCUAGGACUGAAGGCCAUGGUGUGUGUGGAUCAUGGUAAACUCACCAAAGCAAGUAAUGCCCUUGAGAUGAUCCUGCAGAAGCUUGUCAUUGCACUCUUUUGUUGACACCCAGUCUUUGCUGUAUUACAUUAAAGUUGCAUAAACCCAUUAAUGUCCAAAUAAAUUUUGUCUUAUGGCA
This is a messenger RNA of Mus musculus (house mouse), 856 nucleotides long. RefSeq names its product negative regulator of P-body association (gene Nbdy). The record is from RefSeq. Bases 513 to 644 code for a protein of 43 amino acids. The transcript has 4 exons. Gene Ontology annotation, biological process: negative regulation of cytoplasmic mRNA processing body assembly; nuclear-transcribed mRNA catabolic process. Gene Ontology annotation, cellular component: P-body. NCBI's taxonomy places the organism in Eukaryota, Metazoa, Chordata, Mammalia, Rodentia, Muridae.